AAACAUGACGACAUCAAAUCUUAAAUGGCUUUCCAGCGACCAGGCUCUAGCCGAUAUUGCGUAUUUUAUAGCUACGAUGAAUCAACAAUACGGAUUUGUACAGCCGCGCUGGAUAACUUUUGGCGGUUCAUACGCAGGUAGUUUUACUGUAGUGAGGCAGUUCGUUAAAUCUGUUUACGUUUCAGGAGCGUUGUCAGCCUGGUCCAGAUUGAAAUAUCCGCACUUGAUUACGGGAUCAAUUGCGAGCUCUGGUCCGGUGCAGGCGCAACUAAAUUUUCCAGAGUAUCUUAAAGUAGUGAGCAAUUCGUUCUCUGCAUAUGAUCCGGAAUGCGUCUCUACGCUAAAAUCAGCCAUACUCAAGAUGCAGUCGUUGCUGAAAACAACCGUCGGACAACAGAAGCUGAAACACUGGCUGCGGCUAUGCACGAAGAUUGACCCCGAAGAUCAGCUGAGCACGAUUAAUCUCUACGAAACGAUUGCCGAUAAGUUCAGCGACGUCGUACAGUACAACCAAGUAAACCGUGGCAUCCACCAUGAAAUCCUGACCAUUGAUCGAAUAUGCGACAUUAUGACGAACAAAUCGAUCGUGGAUCCAGUAAUUCGGAUGGGAAAGGCAAUCCAGUACUACCUUGAUUCUUACAACGAACCUUGUUUGGAAUAUGACUAUGGCCAGAUGAUAAAACACCUGAAAAACGUUACGUUUCAGAACGAAGAUAGCUGUAAGUUUUCAUUGAUUUUACAGACAUCGCAGAAUAAAAUAACACUUUGUACAAGCUAGAU
Molecule: messenger RNA, 780 nt
Organism: Soboliphyme baturini
Lineage: Eukaryota; Metazoa; Nematoda; Enoplea; Dioctophymatida; Soboliphymatidae
Source: the annotation of a GenBank genome assembly